Molecule: messenger RNA, 6231 nt
Organism: Parnassius apollo (apollo)
Lineage: Eukaryota; Metazoa; Arthropoda; Insecta; Lepidoptera; Papilionidae
Source: the annotation of a GenBank genome assembly
UUGAGCAGUAACUUGGAACAUGCAGCAGAUGGACUUGAUAGACUAUUGACAUCAAUAUUAAAACUUUCAGGAGACUCUUCAGAAGUCUUAGUUCCAAGACCAGGUUCUACAAAAUGUCCAGAUUCUUAUUACUGUGCCUUUAAUGCAUGGCUACUAGGGAGAUUAUUUUAUGUAUGUUCGGUAAAGGAGUUAAACAAAAUACACAUUGCAAGUAAAGAUGCCCAAGUAAACGAAAAUGAUAAUUUGGAGAAAGUGACAUUGCUGCUUAUUAAUGCUGUCAUACAAAAUAAAAAUGCCGACACAUAUAAAGAGAUUAUUGAUUUAUGCCCUUUAUUAAUACUAAAUAAACAGUUCUCCGCAAGCAAGCUUAUAGGAAAAAUAUUAAUACCGGCGUUUCUUUCUAAGAACCCAGAUAUUCAAUCUGAGCUUACUUCUAUUGUUCAAGCUAUUGCUUGUAUAUCUUUGGGGACAUACGAAGUUAUUUUUGGGGAGCCAGGAAAAUCUAUGGGGCAUACAAUAUUUAAAAAUAAAGCCUUAGAUAUAUCAGUUGUGUGUUACAAUUGUCAAAACAAAAAUAAGGAAGGAGUUGAAGUUUUUUUUGCAAAUAUACAAAAAGAUUACCUAAAGAUUUGCAGAAAGUCUUUCGAAAUAACACCAUCACAACAAACUUUGCUUCACAGUUUACAGAGUUUGUUUACAAAGUUUUUGAACUGGAAACAAUAUGUAGAUCUAGAAAAAACUCAAUACUGGAUGUUAUUUGAAUGCCUAUGCAAUCAUUAUUAUGUGUUUGAUUACGGUGUUACAACUGAAAUUAUCAAUGAAGAAAACAUUAAGAAUGUUUUAAAAGCAAUUAAGCCUUAUAUUAAUAGUACACGAAAACAAGACGGUGAUGAUUCAAAAAGUAAUGAGGUGUUCAUUCAGUGUAUUAAUGUACUAGUAAAACAGACUCAAGCCAGUUUAGAAAGCAAUAAUUAUAAUCAACAAACGCAAACACUUAAUCUAAUUAAAGAGUUUGGUUUAUAUAGUGAUGAGAGAGCAAUAUUACCAGUAACAAAAUUAUUUAUAUACUUUAUAAUGCAUCCACAGUGCAGCUUAGCACCUAAAGCUGUAAUUUAUUUGAGGGAAAUAUGCGAGUUUCACGGCUAUACUCCGAAUCAAGUAUAUCAUCGAUAUAAGAAAGAUUUUUGCAGACUUUUCGUAGAAUGUAGCCUUUAUACUGGAAAGGACUUUGCAAUAUCCUUAUUGAAAGUGGUCAGAGCUUUCGGUUUUGUUGGUUACAGAGACUUCAUAUCCAAAGAUGUACAUCAUUUCUUGCCAUAUUUGAUACCUUAUUCUGUUACUAUUAUGGAAGUUCCCUCAAUGAUUGAAGAAAUUGCUUCGUUAGUUCAGUGUUCAGUGUCUGACUUUAUUGUGGAAAGAUUUCCUCUGAUUUAUGUUCAUGUUUAUCUUAACGAAUCUAACGCAGUAGCUGAUAAGUGCUAUUCAGUUAUAGAAAGACUGACGAAAUGCUCAAUUUUGAGUCUUAUUAAGAAACAUUUUAGGGUCAUUCUAACGGAGUUUCUGUUACAGUAUAGUUGUAACCCAGAGAAAGUACUAAACGCGUGUAGGUACUUAGCCUGCCAUGAUCCAGACGUAUCUACUUCUACUACUUCAAGCGGCCAUAUGAAAAUGAGUACAUCGCAAAUAGCGGAUUUUCUGAAUCCAAAAUUCCUUGGCGUUCUUGCAUAUUUUGAUCAUAAGCUAGUGAACGCUAAAGUUGCGUUAUCCGUGAAGCGUAAGGCUUUAAAAAGUUUUCCUGACAUGAUGCAACUUAUGGGAGUUAAGUAUAUUACUCCUUUAAGGUUUAAAGUGCUCGCUACUUUAAGGUCUGCUUUACCAUUGGUUAAGGAAUUUCCGAAAAUACUGGCGGAUGCAUGGGGCGCCUUCAUUCAUAAUAUCGACAAUAUAUCUCUUGGACCUUUGUUGUCAAAUCUGGCUGUGUCAUUAUUGCAGCAGUUUGAGUACGCUCCGCAAGAAAUAAAUGAAAUAUUUCAUUAUCUCGUAUUGAAAAAUGAAAAUUUAUUGAGCAGUAAUUUAUCCGAUAUUUUCUUUCUCGAAGAUUCAAAGAUUUCCGAAAAAGUAAAAAUAGUUAUAAAAAAACACGUAAAUAGGACACAACCUGAGGGAUUUCUAGAUAAAAUAAAAUGGUAUUUGGAGCAUUUAAAUAAUGAAAUUCCGACCAUAAAAGCUUUUGCUUUUUCUCACUUGGAUAAGUUGCUUAAGAACAACAGAACUGAAAUUCACAAAGCUAUAUUUGGCGGAAAAAAUAUAGAUCCUGUAAUAGUGGAGUUAAUAGACUGUUUAUUGAUUGGUUGUAAAGAUCCUGAUAGCAAAGUGAGUGAUGCUAGUGGUUCUUGUCUGGGCCAGCUAGGUGCCAUCGAAGCCGGACAUUUGCCUCGUCAGUAUGUCCAGCCCGAUAGAUCGCCUUUCGCUUUCUCUAUUGUCGAUAAUUGUUUUGCUGCUACUGCUCUAGUAGAACUUUCUAGAGCUUUUCAAUACGAGAAAGAUACAAUGAAUAUGGAUUGUUACGCCUUGACAAUACAAGAAAUGCUGAAGAUUUACGACAUAUCGCCCACGGGCAGUAAGAAAGAAGUUUGGGAAAGCUUCCCAGAGAAUAUGCAUCAGAUAAUGUUCCCCCUCCUUAGUUCCAGAUACACCUUGGCUUAUCCUUCGCAACCUAAGAAAACGCAUCCGCUAUUCGGCUCAGUACACGCAACUACAUUUCUAGAAUGGGCGCACAAUUGGACGGGUCAGUUGAUCUCGCUAAUAGAGUCUGAAAGUAUUCGAGACUUACUGCGUACCGUACACCCGAGCAUGCGUCGUGACGUACGCACCUUGUUCCUGUUCUUCCCUUAUGUGCUUCUACAUGCUAUUAUGUCGAAAUCUGUCGCACAGUAUGUUGAAGAGGAGAUAAUGGCGGUAAUAGGACGUGAAAAUUCUGAUAACGAGAGAGAGGUACCUUCAGAGAGAGCUAAAUAUAAGAUGUUGCGUCAUAUCAGAAUGACUCCUAAUAUCAAUUCAAUACAAGCUGAAGAAGGAAAUCAGAGUAAGUGCAGCAAAACUAUUUAUACUCUAUUCGACUUCUUGAAUCGAUGGCUUUUGGAGUGGUGUCAUUUAAAACAACGUCCAACUGAAAAUGAAAAUUACAAAGCAAUUUCUUCCUUUAUGGAAAAAUUUGACAAACUCACAAUUGCACGUGGUAACUUCGCGUGCGGCGAAUUGGAGCGAGCUCUACAAUAUCUGGAAAUUUAUAUGGACGAAAAGAAAGAGCGGAUACAAGAACAGUUGCCAUUGUUGGCUGAAAUAUACGCUCUUUUGGAUGAACCUGACUCAGUUGCUGGUAUUUUGUCUAUUAAACGUUCCGAGCCGUCGCUGAAAGAAUUGAUUCUCGCUCAAGUUGUAACAGGUAGAUUGCAAGAUGCUGCACUUUGUUACGAGAGACUCGCCCAAGAAGGACAACUGGAUAGGUACAGCUUACAAGGUAUGAUUGAUUGCUAUUUGGGUCUAGAUCAGCCGUUCACCGCAUAUCGUCUGCUAAACGAACGCGAAACGGACGACAAUAUGAUGGAGCUUGCAGCUGAGCCGUUGUGGCGAUUGGGUCGCUUUGAGCAACUAGAGGAAUUGGCCGAGAAACCAGUACCAUCAUCCCGUGAGAACUGGGGCCUUCUUAUGGGUCGUAUCCUUCUGUCGUACCGUAAACAGGACCACGAAGCCUUUAUAGCGUCUUGUAAAGAAGCAACAAACAGACUACUGUCGCAAAUGGACGGCAAAAGUAGAGGUGAAAGCGCCUUACGCAGUGGCUAUCAGAGUGUUCUCGGAUUACAUAUAGUAAAAGAAGCGGAACAUGUUGAAGAAGUUUUGAGAAGGCUAAAAGAUUUAAAUGAUGGUGAUAGCCAAGGCGAAGCAAUCUUAAAUCAAUUGCUGGACGAGUGGCGUCGAAGACUCUCUGUCGUACAAUCAGACGUGAGGACAAUCGAGCCUUUGCUGAGACUCAGGAGAAUAUUAUUGCAGCAAACACAGGAACUGUUGGAACCGACGCAUCCUAUGACCUCGAAUCGUUUGAAAGCUUGCAUUGGUGAUCUAUGGUUGCAAAGCGCUAAGCAGGCUAGAAAGGCGGGAAUUUUUCAGCAGUCGUACAUGUAUAUACUGAAUGCGGAGGAAUAUACACCGGAAGAGUUAUUUAUAGAGAAAGCAAGGAUGUAUUGGGCUCGAGGGCAACAAGAGCACGCUUUCACAACACUGCGACGUGGACUGGACGAAGCCUACCCGCAGAUAGAAAAGCUCACACAAGAACAAAGAAAAAUAUGUGCCAAGGCAAAACUGUUAAUAGCUAAAUAUAAUGAUGAAACUACAAACGUUGAUGUCGACGUGAACAUCGGUUACUAUACGGAGUCAGUGGAGGUGUUCAAGCAAUGGGAAAAAAGUUUGGUAUGUCUGGGUGCGUACUACGAGAAAGUAUGUAGUGGUGAUGUGCCACCCAAUAACCUGACUUGGUCCCGACGGGUGUAUGCUCUCAAUUCAUAUGGGAAAGCUUUGCAGUAUGGACAUAAAUACUUAUAUCAGAGCAUGCCAAGGAUGUUGUCUAUUUGGUUGGACGUAGAAGUAACAUCAGCGGAUACGAGCAUCCAUUCAGUGUUAGCGCAAAUGACUGAGAUCGUAAAGACUUAUUCCGAAAGAUUGCCUAUCUACUUAUACCUGACAGCAUUCUCUCAAAUAGUGUCCAGAAUUUGUCAUCCGGUCAAGGAGGUUUAUCUUCAAUUAAAAGCAAUUAUAGUGAAAUUGAUAAUGGCGUACCCGCAACACACUUUGUGGAUGAUGAUGUGUGUGAUUAAAUCAAGCUAUCCUCAACGCAUCAAACGUUGCACGGACGUGUUUGCAGACCCGCGACUUAAAGAACCUCAUAUGUUGAAGCUUGUGAGCGAUUUCACUCAGUUCGCUGAAAAGUUGAUAGAUCUGUGUAAUAAGCCUCUUGCUGCCAAUACUGCGAAUCCGACAGUUUCAUCACUGGUCCGAACUUUACCAAGGCUAUUAGCGGGCGACAAUUUUAGCCACAUAAUGAUACCUUUUCAAGAGUUCUGUAAAAUUGUCCUGCCGUCCAAGGCGGCGCGACAAGAGCGCAUCGAUUUCAACAUACCCAAAGAACCUUCAGUGUACAUUGCUGGCAUAGAGGAGAAAAUUCAGAUAUUGCCUUCAUUACAGAAGCCUAGAAAGGUGACAUUAAAAGGUUCCGAUGGAAAGUCCUACAUAAUACUUUUGAAAUCUCGUGACGAUCUACGCAAAGACUACCGUCUAAUGGAAUUUAACGGAGUCGUGAACCGAUUUUUGCAAGACGCACCGGAAACUAGACGUCGACGGCUGUACAUCAGGACUUAUAGUGUGCUGCCUCUUAAUGAAGAGUGCGGUUUGAUCGAAUGGGUGCCGAACUUAGCCGGGCUGAGGCCGAUAUUGUUACACAUAUACAAGCAGAAAGGUAUCCAUACAACCAAUCGGGAGCUCAAGGAGUUGAUGUGUUCUAAAAAUGACCCGGUGGAGAAAAUGAGACGAAUAUUCGAACAGCAGUUACUUCGUCGCCAUCCGCCCGUCUUCCAGGAGUGGUUCAGACGUGUAUUCUCUGAUCCUUACGGAUGGUAUCAAGCGAGAUCAGCAUACAUACGUACAACAGCGGUUAUGUCAAUGGUUGGGUAUAUAUUGGGCUUAGGUGAUCGACACGGCGAGAAUAUUUCCUUCGAUACUACAAAUGGAGAUACAGUGCACGUGGACUUCAAUUGCUUAUUUAACAAAGGAGAGUCUUUCGAAUGGCCGGAGAGGGUUCCGUUCAGACUGACACACAAUAUGGAGGCGGCUAUGGGGCCGCUUAAGCACGAGGGCAUGUUCAGAAAGUGCUGUGAGGCAGUGAUGCGAGCUUUAGGCGCUCAAACUGCGGCUUUGAUGUCGGUGGUGGGUCCGUUCGUGUACGAUCCGCUUGUGUCGUGGGGGCGGGGCCGGGUGCCAGACUGCGCCGAGCGCACCAAUGCGGAAGCACUGCAGCACCUGCGUCACAUACGACAGCGCCUCAACGGCAUGGUAAAAACAAAGAACAAACAAUUAUCCCUGUCUUUAUCCCCGGAGGGUCAAGUUGAACACCUUAUCGUCGAAGCAACCAGUAUUCAUAACCUUUGUCAAAUGUAUAUCGGAUGGGGACCAUUCCUAUAA